Messenger RNA from Chionomys nivalis (European snow vole), 3722 nucleotides. Its product is annotated as zinc finger protein 112-like. Gene Ontology annotation, cellular component: nucleus. The record is from RefSeq and is a predicted model, not a curated record. Gene Ontology annotation, molecular function: RNA polymerase II transcription regulatory region sequence-specific DNA binding; DNA-binding transcription factor activity, RNA polymerase II-specific. Lineage: Eukaryota; Metazoa; Chordata; Mammalia; Rodentia; Cricetidae. The transcript has 4 exons. Gene Ontology annotation, biological process: regulation of transcription by RNA polymerase II. Bases 204 to 2867 code for a protein of 887 amino acids.
UCCGGCGCGGGAGGUUUAGAGAGCUCUCCAGUCUGUCGGGAAUUUUGGGAAAUACCAGGUUUAAGACUAAUUUUUGUUCACGCGUCUGUGUGUCGUCCUGGUCCCCUCGGGAACUGGGACGUGUGCUCCCGGGGCCUGCGCGGGAAGAGUCACUUCCGGCCCAGGUGUGCGAGGCCGUGGCCCGCGUUCCUCUCAGAAAGGAGAUGGUGACGUUCAGGGACGUGGCUGUGGUCUUCAGCGAGGAGGAGCUGGGGCUGCUGGACGCUGCCCAGAGGAAGCUGUACCGUGAUGUGAUGCUGGAGACCUUCAGGAUGCUGCUCUCAGUGGCACCCCAGCCCUUUACACUGGGUCUGAUAGCCCAGAUGCAGAAUUUAGAGGAGCUCUGCAUGGUGGAGGCUCAAGGAGGAAGCCAUGGUGGACAUGCUGUGGAGAAUGAUGAAGACAUGGAGUUAAGCUCCCUUUGUCCCAGAGAGCUCUCCUCCUGUCAGACCUGGCCACAGGGUGCAGGCUUGUUACCCAGGGAUCAGGAUUCCAUGAAAAGAUGUUUAAAGAGCAACACCGAGUCUCAGAACCAGGGAGAUUCUUCCUUCCUGGUGUGCGCAGGGAGGCUGGUUCAGAUUUCUGAGGAUGGGAACUACAUGUUGCCUCCUGUAGAUGAUGACUCUGCCUCUCUGAGAAGUCAAGAGUUUCCUUCACUGAGAGCCCAGCAGUCUUGGCAGGAAUCACAUCUCAGUGGGUCGUGUAAUUGCCAAUGGAAAGGUCAACAAAUGCCCACGAGAAAUCAUUUCCGUGGAUGUGACAGCGUCAGUUGGUUCUCAUACCACAGUGACAGCGAGGAGUUACACAGAAAGGGGGAAAGCUAUAGUUUCCAUGACCUCAGAGAAGAGACCAUGAAGGUAUCUUCACUUAAGCAGGACUUGAUUAAAUUAGGGCUGGUGCCCUGCCCAUGUAGUGAAUAUAGAAAAGCCUGUGGCCAUGGUGACAGCAAUGAGCCCGGCUCUCACACAUAUCAGCAGUUCAGCUCAAGAGGGAAGCCCUGUCCAUGCAGUUCACAUGGAGAGGGCUGUCAGGACAGGUCAGCUCUUCACAUCCAUCAGAGUGUGGAAACAGGAGAUGAAGGUGCAGCUGAGAGUUCUCUUCUGUGGUCCCCUCUGAGACUGUGUACAGAGCAAAUGCUGUGCCAGGGCAGUGAGAAUACCCAUCAUGCCUCCCCUCUCAACACUUGUGGAUGUGUCCACCUGGGCGACACCUCCCAGAAGAGCGGCAUUCCUGGGAAAGCUUUGCCUUGUUGUUUACACUAUAAUAGUAAUUUUAGGGUCCACACUAGGGGAGAGCCCAACAAGUGUGAGGAGAAUGGGAAUGUUUCUAGUCAGAGUUUAUAUCUUCAAGCUAAUCAGGAAAUCCACGCUGAAGAGAAACUGUAUCCAGAUGUGGAGUGUAGAAAAAAUUUCACACAUUGCUCAAAUUUUAACACUGAGCACAGAGUUCACAUGGAAGAGACUGUCUAUAACUCUGAGUGUGGUGACCACUUCAGUCUGCCCCCACAUUUCCAGGACUUUUCUGCAAUGUACCCCAGGGAACAACCACAUAAACAUGCAUGCAGUACAAGCUUCGACCAAAAAUUGUGUAUUUCAAGCCAUCAACAACUUGACGUCAUUGAGAAACCUACUUAUAAAGAGGGUGGGAAUGGUUCUAACUGGAGUCCUAGCCCCCAAGAUCAGCAGAAACCUAAGCCACACAAAUGCAACACCUGUGGGAAAUGCUUCAGUGACAGAUGGGUUCUUACCAUUCACCAGAGAGUCCACACAGGAGAGAAACCAUAUCAAUGUAAGGAGUGUGGGAAGUGCUUCAGUCAGAGUGCCUACCUACACUCCCACCGGAGAGUUCACACUGGAGAGAAACCAUACAAGUGUGAGGAGUGUGGGAAGGUCUUAAGUCGAAAUUCUUACCUGCAAGGCCACCAGAAAGUUCACACUGGGGAGAAACCAUACAAAUGUGAGGAGUGUGGGAAGGGUUUUAGUCGGAGUUCACACCUUCAAGGUCACCAGAGAGUUCAUACUGGAGAGAAACCAUACAAGUGUGAGGAGUGUGGGAAGGCCUUCAGCUGGAGCUUUAAUCUUCAAAUUCAUCAGCGGGUUCACACAGGAGAAAAACCUUAUAAAUGUGGAGAGUGUGGCAAAGGCUUCAGUAAGGCCUCAACUCUCCUGGCCCACAAGAGAGUCCACACGGGAGAGAAGCCUUACCAGUGUGGUGAGUGUGGGAAGGAAUUCAGUCAGAAAUCAUACCUUCAAAGCCACCAGAGCGUUCACUCUGGAGAGAGACCAUAUAUAUGUGAGGUGUGUGGGAAGGGCUUCAGUCAGAGAGCAUAUCUACAAGGUCACCAGAGAGUCCAUACCAGAGUGAAACCAUAUAAGUGUGAGAUGUGUGGGAAGGGCUUCAGCCAGAGUUUUCGCCUCGAAGCACACCACAGGGUCCACACAGGGGGAAAACCAUACAAGUGUGAUAUGUGCAUGAAGGGAUUUAGUGAGAGUUCCCGUCUCCAAGCACAUCAGAGGAUCCACACAGACGAAAGACCCUACAAAUGUGAACAGUGUGGUAAAGGCUUCAGUGGGUAUUCCAGUCUCCAGGCCCAUCACAGAGUCCACACUGGGGAGAAGCCAUACAAAUGUGAGGUGUGUGGGAAAGGCUUCAGCCAGAGGUCAAAUCUUCAAGCUCACCAGCGACUUCAUACAGGAGAGAAACCCUAUACGUGUGAUGUGUGUGGUAAGGGUUUUAGGUGGAGCUCAGGCCUUCUGAUCCAUCAAAGAGUCCAUAGCAGUGAUAAUUUCUGUUGGGGGGGAAGAGUACAGGAAUGGCCAGACUUCUGAGAACCUAUGCAGAAACGAAGGCCUGUCAAAUGCUGUUCUGUUUUGUUAAUUAAAAUGUAGUCUUUGUACCCAACAUGAAUGCCAGGGUGGCUGGGAAACAACAUGGUAUAGAGCCCUACUGAGAGCUUGCUGAAGUCUCAACAAGCUAUUGCAGAGGAUCAAGAACUUUCCAACCUGCAUGUCAGCAGAAAUUAACAAAAAUAUGAUGUCCAUGUCCACCAGAACAGAAACUUGAUGACAGAGACUUUGUCCAUUGCCAGGGUUUCAAGAGCAUGAUUGGAGAGGUGGCUCUACCAUGAUGAAUACUGUCUGCUUUUGAAGAACAGAUGGCAGAUACCUGACACCUAUAUCAGGCCCAGACAUAUGUUCAGGCAAAACACUCAUAUACGGAAAAAUAAGUAAAUGAAUGAAACCAUGUGUAGUCAGAUGUUUUUUUUCCCUGACUGCCUGGUUCCAAAUAAUCACUCAGAGACUUAUAUAAAUUACAAAUGCUCAGCCAAUAGCUCAGGCUUAUUACUAGAUAACUCUUACACUUAAACUAAUCCAUAGUACUUAUCUAUGUUUAGCCACAUAACUUGGUACCUUUUCUCAGUAUAGCAUUAUAGCAAGAAUUCUAAUUGGUCUUAAUAAAAACCUGGAGUCAGAUUUUGGGGUAAAUGCUGAAAGAUCAGAGAGACAAAGGAGCAAACCAUAGCCAUCCCUAACCUUGCCAACUUCUCAGUCCCAAAAGGACUAAGCUCUUGUCUUCACCCUGCCUUAUCACCUCCUCUCCCCAGCCAUAUCAUUUCCUGUUUCCUCCUCCCAGAUGCUGGAAUUGAAGGUGUAUGCCACCAUUGCCUGGCCUCUAUGAUUAAC